UAAUUUCCACUUUUUGACAGCGAAUGGGAAAGUACACUUUUUACGUUGGAUGUGUAAUGCAAAAGUUUAAAGAUAUUUUCAAGAAAUUUUGUAUAAAGUUAAUAGCAUUUAUUGGUAUAGCAUUAUAUACUUUAAGAGGAUAGAAUCUUAAUACAUAGAAGAGUUACUAGUGCAUCUAUAGAAAUGGAGAGACAGGAUGAGACCAGUUUUUGUGAGAGGUUUCAAGAUGCAUGUCCUGAGAAAGUUUCCCAGCUGAGACAUUCAAUACGACAAGAUGUCAAACAGACAGAUGGAGAAAUCGUCAAUCUAAAAACAUACAACAGAUUCCUGACUGCAUUUAUACAAAUGAUAAAAUUGCCAGUGGAGUUUGUACACAUGUUUAAAGAUAAAUAUGUUGACAUUGAUAUGCAAGAUGAUCUUGAGAGAACGGAAAUCAUCAAUUGGUGUAGGACAACAAAACCUGUGCUGGCUUUACGGACUACAGCUGACGGGAAUUGCUUAUUACACGCAAUUUCUCAAGGACUCUGGGGCAUAGAAGAUACAGAGUUAUUCCUUAGAAGACUGUUAUAUGUGAACUUGGCUACAGAUACAAAAGGUUCUCUGAGAAGAAGGUGGAUGUUUCACCACAAAAACUCGUCAGAUUUAAACAGAGUAGAUGUUAGACUCAAUACUGUUGAAUGCAGUGAAGAGUGGGAUUCUGUCAUCAAGGCAACAGACGAUCUUGGUCAGGAACAAAAUCAUGGAUUACCAUAUACAUCACUUGAAUCUAUCCAUCUGUAUGUGCUAGCAAACAUAUUGCGCAGACCUAUCAUAGUGCUUGCUGAUACAAUGGCUAGAACUGUGUAUGGGGAAACAAUUCAAGACAGUCAGAUUAACGGUAUUUACCUCCCCUUAGAGUGGCCAGCUGAACAAUGUGAUAAAAACCCUUUAAUUUUAGGAUACAACAUGAACCAUUUUGCUCCUUUGCUUUUCGAAGAUGAGGUCGCUCAAAAUCAGGGUGAUGCUGCAAUAAGGGCCAUACCAUUAGUGACAAAGGAUAUGGACUCAAUACCUGCAAGGUAUUUGAUGCCCAAUGAAGAAGCAAACUAUAUUAAUAUUUUACGGGACUAUGUUAACACAACUGAAGUUUUUCACGGAAUCACAAGUAUACCUGCUGCUAAAGUGAAUCUUGUUCCACUAAAUCAUACUGUAAAUGUAGUAGAUGCUUGUCGAAAAGAUUGCGAGAAGAAAUUUAGACGUUUAUUGGGCCCAGAAUCUCAGCAGGCUGCUGUGCCCCCAUUUAAUUUUCAAACAGAACUCAGAGAACCUAAGUCUCCACGAAGAGAGUUCGCUGAGCAUCAAAAUAAAAAACGUAAAGAGUGUGCAACAAUAGGCUGUAAGCAUUUCGCUAAUCCAGAGACACAGAAUCUCUGCUCAAAAUGUUUUAAUGAUUUCACCAUACAAUAUGCUAGGCAGGAAGAGGUUGCACGUAAGAUGACUGCUGAGCAACAAAACAGACUGUCAAGGAAAGCCCCAAUUCGUCAGACACAGGUACCAGGUCCCGUGCCAGUAAGACAGGGCUCUAGGCCGGAGGAUUUUCAUGAUUUGUCAAUGAUGGGAGAAGAUUGCCAUGCAGGCUGCGGGUUUAAAUGUUCUACAGAGACAUAUCCAUACUGCCAUGAAUGUCACCCAAAGUUUGUUGGUACAGCAACAGCAACUCAUAAGCCUCAACAUACUGUACCACCAAAACAACCUAUGCAACAGGAUUUUUCGAUCAUGCCAGAAGACUGUCAUAACCCAUCAUGUUCAUACAGAUGCUCUAAAGCCACAUAUCCCUACUGUCACAACUGUUAUCCUAUCUUUAUUGGAUCUGCACAUGCCUCACCAAGCGCACCUCCUCCUUCCUUUCAUGAAACAACAGGUGUAAACCCUACUCAAGAGCAGGUACAAGAUGUACAAAUGGGAAUUCAGUCAAGUGAUGAAACUGCAGUUGUAUCUGGAAAUAGAAUGCCUCUGGUUGGUAAUAAGAAACCUGUUCAUAUUCCAGUCACACCGUAUGUUGGGUUAGAAAGGCAAACUGAACCAAUGGAUGUCCAGAGUGGGUCUGGUGCACUUGAUAAAAAAUGUGUAACAGUUAAUUGUAAUGAAAAUGCUGUAAGGGGUAACAAUGGUUAUUGCGAAACCUGCUACCAAGUAACCAUGUUUGGAGCUGGGACUUCUCCAGCAGUAACUUGUUGUAAAACGCCUGGUUGUAAUGAAAACAUAACAGUACCUGAGGCAACACAAUGUGUUUCAUGUUUUCUGAAAGGAGACAGUAGUAGAUGCAAGUCACUUACUGGUUCUGGCACACAGGCUGUUGGAAUGAAUAUUGCUCCAACUUUAGAGGAGAAGAUUUUAAAUGAAAGACCUGGAGAGAAGAAUCAUGUAUUUUCGUUAUCUGGUGCAUCAAUGCGAUCAGUGCCCAUGGAGCAUGAUGAAACUGCUGCUCAUGUUAUAGCUCCAGUCAUAACGAAGCUUCAGGCAGAACAAGAGGAGAAAUAUCAAGUAGAACAACCAAGAAAAUAUAUUUGUGCAGCAGCCGGCUGUGAUGGUAUACGUAUAGACAAUGAACAGGGACUCUGCUAUACAUGUAUGAAAAACUACCCUGGUGGUGAAACAGCUGAAACUCAGCCGCCAUCUGGUAGUAAUCUUAAUGAAUCUCAGGCCUACCCCUCUUGUAGUCCUAUCGCUCCAACAAAAGAAGAGAUGAAAAAGUUGAAUCCAGUGGUUGUUAGUUCAAGAGAUAAAAUAAAAUGUGCAUCGCCUUCUUGUAGCACGUUGAUUUACCCGCCCAAAAAACUAUGUGAUGAGUGUAGUGCUGUUCUGCAACGAUUUCAGGCUAAAAAGACCAAGGAAGAUAACAGAAAAUCAGUUGGAGGAGCAGGUACACAAUGUCAAACAUUAGGUUGUACUUUCUUUGGGUCACCAGAAUCUAAUGGAUUUUGUUCUUCAUGCUUUAAAGCACAAGUACCAGCACGGCAUACAGCACCCUUGAUCAGUAAAUCACGUGCGUCUACAAACACAGCACCAAUAAUUCCUGUAGGUCAACAAGUGCAGUCAAGACAGACAGUACCCCUUGUAGCACGUAAAGCUAAACUCUGUAUAGAGAAAGACUGCACGAGAUACGGGGACCCUAGCCAACUUGAUAGAUGUUCUUAUCACUAUGAACAAGCCACUACACAAUAUGUCCCGCUGUCUCCAGCAUCGUUAGAACAACAGCGACAGAUUCUGGUUGGUCAACAUCAACAACAGGUUCGGCUACCUAUUCAAAGCAGGAUUACUUACGCAAAUCCGUCUGAAACUGGUAGAGAUAAAAGAAAUCAUAGACCAGAAGUGGUUCCAGCUGAACUUCAUGGUGGAGCUACAGUUAAUGAGCAUGCUAUAAAUGGAGAUGACCAGUUUGGAAUUUCCUACAAUAGAUUGAUUGAUAGUAAGAAAAUUAAGUCGUAUUGUAAAAAUAAUAAUAAAACUGGCUGUACAAAUUAUGGAAAUUCAGCCAAGGGUGGGUUAUGUAAUACCUGUUAUUCUAGACAACAGGGUAUGUCUGCUAGAUAAUUAGUAUUGCUAACCAGUCUGUAAAUUUGAAUUAAUGAUAAUUUAUAUAAUUGAUUAUUUCAGUGUAUCAAGGACAGUUGAUAUAAUAAUAAAACUAUGACAUUUAUAUAUAUAAGAAAAUAACACUUAUAGAAAAGUGAAAUUGAUGUUUAUAGGUACAAUGUAUUAAUAUCCAGAUUUUGUGUUUUUUGUUUGUUAUCAGGCUAUGUACAUACCUUGAAAUAAUUGCACCUUAUUCUAAGUACUUUAUAAACUCACUAAUUUUACAAAGUUCUUUAACAUGAAACUAAUGUAAUGAAUUCUUUAUUAAUAGGUUUUUGUGUAAAUAAAGAUCACUUUGCAGUUGCAACAUUGUUAGGGAUGUUGCCUCCAUUGUAUGCUGAAACAAAAUAUGAAUAAUCUUUUUUUGUUUUGUUUUUGGUUUUUUUGUUUUUUUUGGUUGUUUUGUUUUGUUGUUGUUUUUGUUUGUUUUGUUAUUUUUAUGGUGGAGGGAGGGGGGGGGAUCAAAUUUAAAUGGGAAAUUUUCAUUUGUGUUUCAGCUUGAGCAUACAUAAAUGUCUUCUUUAGUAUUAUAUUAUGUUAAUGAGGUAACAUUUUAGUUUAAUUGUUUAACAUUAAAGGUACAGUGUCACAUGUUAAGAUUAUCUGCUAUUUAUCAAGGAUUCAAAUAAAGAGAUUUUUUAUUUGUAUGAAAAGAAUCAUUUGUUUAUAGCUAGGACUUGUUAGAAGACAAUUUUUCUGGUCAUUGUUUUAGCUGUUCAAUGCAAACUCAAGUUGAAUACAUAACAUUUAAAGACCGUAAUUUAGUAAUCAAUGCUGUAAUGUAAUACAAUCAAAAUACAUGUGUAGUACAGACCGGUUUAUGUUAUGUAUAUUAUUAGAUGUUGUAACUUGUGUGUCUAUAUACUUAUCUACAAGUGAAAUAUGAUCUGUUAUGUUAAAAUGUUAUUAUUUUUCAUUUGAUUAUGGCUAAUAAAGUACCCAGCAGUUAUAUUGACAUAAAAUCUAUUACAAUUGUUCUCGAUAGUGGAUGUCAUGAUUUUGUAAAUAAAUUCCUUAACCUUUUACCCCAUGAGCAUACAUGUAUUGUGAAAAAUGGCCGUUUUCAUUGAAAAGGUUCCUGUUACAAGUUCAAACUGCUAUGAAACUAUGAAAAAUGCUUCAAUACUGAUGAACUUUGGCACAAAUGUUGACUGGACCAUAUGCUCUGUAACAGCAUGCUCAGUCGUAGAUAUCCUGUUGCCAUGGCAUUAGGGGGACAUCUCAAAAUUUCGAAAAAUCACUAUUUUGCAUUGUUUUUUUCCAUCAAAACUCAUUUGAAAGUGCUGCAACAUCUCAAUGAAUUGAGAUAGAGUAAAAGGUCUAUUUUUGGCCUGUCACAUGUCCAAAAUUUUCUUGACGAUGAGGGGGACUACCGCCCCCCUUCAAACCCCCCAAAACAGAAGGGGGCACAUCCCUCUUCUGGCAACCCCUGACGUACCAUUUUUUCACUGUUUGAGGCUCAAGGGGGGGGGCAAAAAGCCGUCAAAACAUGUCUAUAUAAAGGAAAAGGUUAAAUAUUUUAUGUAAGAUAUGAAAACUUAUAUAUGUAGGCUUUUUCUUGUAAAGUUUGUAGUAAGUGUCCUAUUAAGUUGAAGUCUGUGAUAUAUAUAUAUAAUAUUAAUAAUGAUAAAUAUACAUGUAUGUACAUACUGGUAGUUGAUGGUGUUAAGUUUGUGAAAAUUUAAAGUUUGAUUGCCUCUUGAUUUUAGUUCAGAUGUGAAAUACUGUCUACUUUUCAAAGGACACUUUAAUUUUGCUUUUGUGGUUAUAUUUGAUUAGAUACAGCUUAGAUGCUGUGAAAAAAAAUCACAUUGAACCUGAUGUUUAUACAUUUAACUUGAUUCUUUUACAACAAAUUCAAGGUUUGACUUGUUCCUUUUUCUAGGUCAAUUUAAUAUUAUUUUUGUAAUUUCAAUAUUUGAAAGUUUUGUUUGUUUGUUUGGUUUUUUUUAAUAUGCAGAAUGUCAUACAUAGUUUAAUUCUUUUGUCCAUAAAAUUUUGAGUGUGCUUGUCAUAAAUGCCUUUUAUAUAUAUAUAUUUUUUUUUUUUUUUGCUUUAUUAAGAAUUGUUUACACAUGUAUGCCAUAUUUUAGUCACACAAUAUUUUACGAAUGAAGAAUUUUCAUGAAACUUUGGUAAAAUGUUUGUCUCCCUGAAACAGUGUACAUUAUUUUCAACUUGGUUUCACAUGCCAAGGUCACAGCUCAAGGCCAAAGGUUAACAUCAGCAUUUUGUGUCAGAUCUCUAUCUUUUGAACCCCUUGAAAAAUAUUCGUAAUAUUUUGGUCAGCUAAAGGUAAAAGGUUUGAACAAGUAAUUUGAUAACCUAUUAUCCUCACUGAAUCUUUUGAAGAAUAUUAAUGUCACUUUGGUCAAAUGGAAAUAUAAACAAGGUUGAAAAUCCACAUGUAAGACAUGCCAGUUCAAGGUCAAAUGUUUAAACCAGCAAAACAGUAAAUCAUUCCAAAGGAUUUUGAAGACGCUUGCAUGUUAAUCUUUUUAAAACCUCCUUCACCCCUUUGCUUGAUAGAUAUUGAUAUUAUAUAAGAAAUCUGACAAAACUACAUGCAGAAACUAUAUUGUUUAGAUUCCAUGCUUCGAGGUCAAGGUCACAGAUACCAGCACAUUGGGCCAUCUUGUUUGAUCCGUGUUUUACAUUGAUUAUAAUGUAAACUGCUAGACUAAAUGUGUUUUAAUCAGAUAUAAUUUCCUUUUAAUUUUAUUUUAUUAAUAUGUAUAUUCUACAAGCAGUGAGUUGAUAUGUUAAUAAUGGUAUUGCAUUAACUCAUUCAACCCUGUACACUGUCUACCACUUAAUCCUUUUCACAUUAUAACAAUCUUAUUUGAUUUGUUGAAGGCAAAGAACAAGAUGAACAACUUCCACAAUCUUAUAUUGAACAUAAUACAUGUAUAUAUAACAUUAACUGCUAUUAGAAAAGGUGUAUGUAUAUAGGUGUUGCAGGUACAAAAACAUCAAGAUGGGUGUAUACUUUUUUUUUACAUAAUAUAAAUACAUAUAUUUCUGUUUUCACUGACUUUGUAUGUAAAUAUUUUAAAAGUAUAGUUAGUAUGAUGAUAAACAUUCCUCUGGUCAUGUCAAACAUUAACGUUAAUUUGAGUCUGGCUGUGGAUUAAACUAUGAUACCUUGUCAUGUAUUUUGUGAUUAUUUAUGUAAUAUGAUAAAAAUUACCAUUCAUUGUGAAGAAAGAGACAUAAAUAAAAAGAACUUUUUAUUUA
This is a messenger RNA of Ruditapes philippinarum (Manila clam), 6852 nucleotides long. RefSeq lists its product as uncharacterized. NCBI's taxonomy places the organism in Eukaryota, Metazoa, Mollusca, Bivalvia, Venerida, Veneridae. The transcript has 8 exons. Gene Ontology annotation, molecular function: zinc ion binding; DNA binding. The record is from RefSeq and is a predicted model, not a curated record. The coding region runs from base 184 to 3573 and encodes 1129 amino acids.